Molecule: messenger RNA, 987 nt
Organism: Pelobates cultripes (western spadefoot toad)
Lineage: Eukaryota; Metazoa; Chordata; Amphibia; Anura; Pelobatidae
Source: the annotation of a GenBank genome assembly
AUGGAAGCAGACGGGGCUCUGCCGGAGGGCACAGGCCGGCUUCCCGAGAGGCUGCAGCGGAGGGACCAGGAGCGGCAGCGGGAGUUAGAGCAGAGGAAGCGGCAGAAGGAUGGGCAGGCGGUGCCGGAGGAGCAGAGCGCCCAUUUCGGCGCCACUUUCGGCCCCGAGAAGGCGGCCAUCGAGGAGCUGCUGUCCGGCUCGGAGCCCGGCCUGCUGGAGGAGGUGGCCGGCCGCCUGCAGGGCCUCCAGAAGCUGCUGAAUGACAGCACGAUGUUCCUGCCGCCCUACCACAUCCGCCAGGCCCAGGAGGCCGUCAGCCGGCUGCAGGAGGCCCUGGAGGACAAGCGGCAGGCCCUGCAGCCCAAGAAGAAAUUCGCCUUCAAAUCCCGCAAGAAGGACCAGGCCCCAGCGGGCUCGGGCGCUCCGGCCCCCGGGACAGGCACCCCCAGGCCGGCCGCCGUUAAACCCCGGCCCCAGGAGCCUGCUCCGGCACUGUGCGGCUUCCAAGGCCUGUCCUCCCAGGUGCUGUUCAUGGAGGCGGCGGAGAUCCGGCAGAAGGACGUGCUGCUGAGCGACCUGAGAGACUGCACCAUCACCCUGCGCGGCUGCCCUGGCACCCUCCAUGUCCGGGGGCUGCACGGCUGCAGGCUGCUCUGCGGGCCCGUCUCCUCCUCCGUGUUUGUGGAUAGCUGCACCGGCUGCCUGUUCACCUUCCCCUGCCAGCAACUGCGCACCCACAGCUCCUCCGACUGCCGCUUCUACCUGCAUGUCACCUGCAAGGCCAUCAUAGAGGACUGCACUGACCUGCACUUCGCACCCUUCACCUGGAGCUACGAGAACAUCCACAAGGACUACCAGGUCUCUGGGCUGGAUCAGGCCAAGAACAUGUGGGACCUGGUGGAUGACUUCAAUUGGCUUGUCCGUGGUGUCCAGUCCCCAAAUUGGAGUAUAAUACCCGAGGGGGACAGGAUAACUCACUGGAACUGA